This is a messenger RNA of Octopus bimaculoides (California two-spot octopus), 2299 nucleotides long. RefSeq lists its product as uncharacterized. Lineage: Eukaryota; Metazoa; Mollusca; Cephalopoda; Octopoda; Octopodidae. The record is from RefSeq and is a predicted model, not a curated record.
GAAUUAUAAAUAUUAAAACAAUUUUGAUUUUUAAAAGGUUUAUAAUGGUUUUAUUAAUACUAUCUUUUUAAAAAUUUUAAAUGCUUAUGUGCGCGCGUGCGUAUGCAUCAUAUUUGCGUCCCUUUGUCCCGAGAUCGAUGAUAUUGAAAAAUGGCGGAAUUCUUACGAAGUGAUAAAGGAAACCCCUUGUUGUUAUUCAAUGGAUACUUGUUCGUCAAAGAGAAGGAAGUUGGAAAUAGAAGGUAUUGGAAGUGCCAGAAUUACAAUAAGCACUGUAAAUGUCGUGCCAAAACCGCUGGUGGUGAGAUUAUUUCUGUUUCUCGUGAGCAUAACCAUACUGCCAAUCCAGCUAAGGUCGAAGCGCGCCGAAUUACGGAAACAGUGAAAACCGAACCUGAAGGAACAUAUAACUCACCCCAGUUUGUAAUUUCAAAUGCAGCUUCAGAUAAUAGCAUUGUUACAACUCCAGUACUACCUUUAUAUAAUCAUACAGUUAUUCCAGCUAAUGUCGUAGCGCCCCAACUUACGGGAAAAGUCAAGAUUGAACUUGAAGAAACAUGCGACUCUUCACCUCAGCAAGUAGUUGUAGUUUCAACUAAAGCUUCAGAUAACAGCUUUGCUACAACUCCAGUACUACCCUCAGUAAGUAACAUGAAACGAACUAUUCAACUAGUACCUCGAGAACAAAGAGACAAAUGUAGUAAAGAGUUUCCAGAGGGCCCUACCAAAGCUAAAAAAGCUAAAUUUGUACAAAGCGAAAAAGGAAAACCUAUGUUGUUAGUAGAUGGAUAUUUGUUUGUUAAAGACAAGGAAUUGAAAAAUAAAAAAUAUUGGAAGUGUCAGAAUUAUAAAAAAUAUUGUAAAUGUCGUGCCAAGACAGAUGGGGAUGAAGUCAUUUCAGUUUCUGGGGAACAUAACCAUGCCGGUAAUCCAGUUAAUGUUGAAGUGCGCCGAUUUAUGGAAAAAAUUAAGAACGACUCUAAAGAAACUCGCGAUUCACCUCAAUAUGUAAUUUUAAAUGCUGCUUCUGAUAUUAGUAAUCUAACAGUUCCCGCACUACCCCCGCUAAGUAGUAUAAAACGGACAAUUCGACGAGUGCGCCAACGAGAAAUUUGCGGGUUGCCUGUACCCAACCAUAGAAAAGACAUAACCUUUCCUGACGAAUAUACCAAAACAAAUAGGGGAGACGACUUCCUGUUGUUUGAUUCGGGCCCAAGUGAUGACAGAAUGUUGAUUUUUUCGACCCGACAAAAUCUGUCUGUUCUUGAUUCAUGUCAAAAUGUCUUCAUGGAUGGCACCUUUAAAACAGUGCCGGUUAUAUUUGAUCAACUCUAUACAAUUCAAGGCCUUAAAAAUGGAUUUUGCCUACCUUUGAUAUUUGGAUUGUUACCCAAUAGGAAAGAAGAAACGUACAUUAAAUUUGUUAAGACACUAAAAACACUAGUACCAUUUUCAAACAUUGAUUCAAUUACUACAGACUUUGAACCGACAAUGAUAAAGGCCGUCAGGACAGAAUUCGAUUCCGUUAAUCUUUAUGGUAGUUUUUUUCAUUUGGGGCAUUGCCUAUACAAAAAAGUAUGCGCCUUCGAUCUAAAAGAGAAAUAUGACACAGAUGCACAUUUUUCAUUAAGUAUUCGCAUGCUUUUAGCUCUAGCUUUUGUUCCAACAGAGAAAGUGUAUGAAGCAUUUGGAGCGCUAGUAGAUGGAGCAGUAUAUCCCCCAGAGGCCCUUCCAGUAGUUGACUAUUUCGAAGACACGUGGCUAGGACGACCAUGUAUUCGCAACGGUCGCCGUCCACCCAUAUUUGACUUAAAGAUGUGGUCCUGUUUUGACAGAAUGCAACAGGAUUUACCAGAAACAAAUAACGCUAUUGAAGUAUGGCACCGAGCGUUUUUGCAUCAAGUUUCGGCGAAUCGGUCAACACUUUGGAAAUUUUUAGAAGAGCUGAAGAGAGAACAAUCUCUGAACGAGAUUAAUAUAGAAAAAUUACUCAGCGGAAUGGAGUGCGAAACAAAUACUAAAGAAUGUCGGAUUUCUGCAAAGCAGCUUAAAAAACUCACUGAAUCGUUUCAAGAAUACACCAAUGUAGUCGACUAUCUAUGCGCAGUAGCUCAUAACGUGAGACUAUAACGCUUUUUAUAAUUUUUUUUUCAUCAGCUUAAUAACACCUUUUUUUUAAAUAUUGAUUCAGUUUCUUGUGACUUUGAACAAGCUAUGACAAAAGACCACAGGUUUUCAGACUAUCAACACCACACACAUUAUAUACAACUUAAUUAAAAAAAUAAAAAACAUAAUGUAA